Molecule: messenger RNA, 2380 nt
Organism: Exaiptasia diaphana
Lineage: Eukaryota; Metazoa; Cnidaria; Anthozoa; Actiniaria; Aiptasiidae
Exons: 4
Coding region: 1-2187 (728 amino acids)
Source: RefSeq, a predicted model, not a curated record
AUGAUACAAGCUUGCACUUUACCUCUUAAUGCUCAACCAAAAUUUGAGGACACAUUGAAAGAUCCGUUAAUAAUACGACGUGUUGUCGAAUUCCUCGUGAUAGCCAUGGUUGCAGAAGCAGCAACACCAACAGACCUCGUCAAGAAAGUCUUUAUCGAGGAGUUGGCUAGAAGUGCUGUCUUAAAAAAACACUUUCCAGAAUGGAACUCAAUGCCGAAACUCGAUGAAACUAGGAAAGACGUGAGAGGCAGCGGGAGAAGCCCGACCAUGGAUGAUGUUGCUCUUAAGCUACUGUACAUUAUGAAAACUAACGGGUUUUCAGAUCAACAGUGGCAGUCGUUCUUCACCAACAUUUCUGAGGAAGUCGUGAUGAUGGAGAGCUUUCCUUUUCCAGCUAACCACAUCAAGAUUCGUUUUCUAUGUGUUCUCGUUCUGUUCUGCAUUUUCAUCUGUGCCGUUGACUCAAAUUCGACCAGCUUUGUAAACGUCAGCCUUAAAGAUGAUAGAGAAGGAAACUUGAAACACCUUUCUAAACGCUUCAUCUUCGAUAAUCAGUUUUUCUAUUGGGAUAAGAUGAAAGUGGAAAAGUAUCUGUCAAGAGAAGUGAUUAAAGAACAACUGGAUGAUUGGGUCAGAGAAUUACGUGAAAAAAAAAUAUUGGCGAAAACAACUACAGUCACAGAGAUUACAGAGACAUUUAAGAUGACUUCUGAACUGAAAUUGAAAGACGUUUUGUUCUUUCUUCGUUUUUUUCCCUUGAUAUACAGAGAUAUGAAACAGUCUUCUGUUCUCUUCGAAAUUCCAAUCGAUGGGAUGUAUGUACGGCUACGGUUGGAAGAUACUAUGUCUAUGGUAAAUUGGGGAGACUCUAAAAUGUUUAAAGCUGCUUUUCUCAUGAAAAAUGGCAAAGGGGAAGACCUUGCAUCAAUUCAAUCUAUUGCAAAUGAUUUGCAAAAAGUUGCUUGGAAUUUUGGGUUUAAAGUCUUUAAUAAUGAUAUAGCAGAACCUAUCAAAAAUGUACUGCAAGUCUUACUUGAUUCAACACUUAUAUCGAGUGGGCAUUUUGAAAAGGCAUUUGUGUUUAACCACAAUAAGUGGUUAAACAAGGAGAUAAAGGAAGAUAUCAUCAAAGCAGGAAUAAAGUUCCUUCUUUCAACCUCACUCCAGCGCUUCCAACCUUCGAUGCUACAAGAUCUUUACCAUAAUUUAAGAGAACAACUUCAUAAAUAUAUUGUUUACAAAGUUGAGAAUCGACGCUUUGUAAAACUGAAGUACGAAUUAACGUACAGUAUGAUGAUGACAGCAAGUUUAUACAGGAGAGAAUGGCAAGAUUUGUCUACAAAUGUUAUUGUCAGUGUUAAGGACCACACGGGCGAUUUCAUUACAAUAACAGUAAACCCGACAAAUAAAGUUAAUUUGCGGACAAUUUUCAAACUCUUACAAUCAAUCUUGUACUUUUCUCAUGGUAAAGUAAAAUGUGUCGUUCCCUUUGGUGGAAAGAAUAGAAUCUUUUACCUGUCUCGGGCAAAAAGGGGGCACAGUCAAAUCAUUGUUCAAACCAAUAAUAAUGACUGGGAACAAGAAGCAAGGCAAGAGAAAAAGUUAGGAGACAUUUGGUGGGCUCCAGAUUACAAUAGUAUGAUAAAGGUUUUGACAGAAAUUCCUGAUCAAAAAGAGCUGGCCUCAACUAUGAUACAAGCUUACACUUCACCUCUUAAUAAUGUUCAACCAAAUUUUGAGCACAUUUUGAAAAAGCCGUUAAUAAUACGUUGUGUUUUCGAAUUCCUCGUAAUAGCCAUGGUUGCAGACGCAGCAGCACCAACAGAAUUUGUCAAGAUAGUCUUUAUCGAGAAGUUGGCUGAAAUCGUUGAAAAAAAAAAAACUUUUCCAGGCUGGAAAUCAAUGCCGAAACUCGAAAAACCUAGGAAAGACGUGAAAGGCAGCGGGAGAAGUCCGACCAUGGAUGAUGUUGCUCUUGAGCUACUUUAUAAGAUGAGAGAGGGCAAAUUUAAAAGUAUCACGGAUGCUUUCAGUUUGAAAAACUUCCCCGCAAUUAAAAAACAAGGAGGGACAGAUCUAGCACGGAAGUAUGUGUAUUACAAUGGUGAAAGUUACAUCCCUUCCUUUUGGAUUAUAAAGAAGGCUGAUGAAAUAGUAGAGGCUGCCACAUGUGUAUGGCUCAUCUGACUCAUGAACACUUAGGCUGGGUUUCAUCCAGCUUUUACUCGUAUAAAUAAACCGGAUGUGCGCAGACUAAUGACUAAACACAAUCGAAGUUGCUGGAACGUUCGGCUUGUGUUUCCAAUGGAAAAAUGCGAUGGAAUUCGAAACCUAACAAUAACAUUAAAGCUAUUUUUCGAUAAUUGUAUCUAAUUGUAUU